Messenger RNA from Vanessa atalanta (red admiral), 3868 nucleotides. Its product is annotated as CKLF-like MARVEL transmembrane domain-containing protein 4. The record is from RefSeq and is a predicted model, not a curated record. NCBI's taxonomy places the organism in Eukaryota, Metazoa, Arthropoda, Insecta, Lepidoptera, Nymphalidae. Bases 416 to 949 code for a protein of 177 amino acids. Gene Ontology annotation, cellular component: membrane. The transcript has 4 exons.
GAAUUCUCACGCAACGAAGAUGUUUUUCAUUACAAUUCGAGAAUCGUUGAAAUGUAUUGUUCACCUCAUGCAGUCCUUUAGUUGCGAUUAAUCGAUUAAAAAUGUAUAUAUAGAGCAGAAAUUAAUUUUUGUGCUACGUAAAUAUUUUUUUUAAUUAGCUUAUUUUGACUUAUACUUCUAAAAAGCGUCAAUCUUGCGACAAUCGUAAUGGGUUAAUUCAUCGCGUUGGUUAAUGGCAAACACUGUAAACAAAUCAUGGCUAGCUAUUUAAAUAUGUGAGUCAGAGAUGCAUUUAACACAUUUCGGUAUUGGUUCAUUAUAUAGUGUCAAGGAGAGACUGUGACUACUUUGUUAUCUGGAAUCUAUUAUCUUGCUGCGGAGUUUAAAUCGCAAUCCGUAGAAUAUAAUUUUAACCAUGGCUUCUCCACAAAACCAGCACCCUCAAAGUAUGGGAUCGACAAAUGUCAUAUUCCGAACUGAUAUACGCUUUGAUUCAAGUUACCUGAAGACCACACCGGGAAUUUUUAAAGCAACUGCUAUUGUCCUCAACCUUCUCGGCUUCAUUUGCAUACAAUCAUCAGCGUUCUGGUCGAAUGGACGAGGCGUGUACUUCAACGUUGUCGCACAUUUGGGUCUCUGGUUCACCGGUAUCUUGCUCGUGAUGUAUCUUUUCCACGUGGUUGAGAAAUACCACAACUUCAUGUGGCUGAAGGUUGAGAUGAUCGCGUGCGGGAUAAUCUCAUUCCUGUAUUUGAUAGCGUCUACUAUCGUAGUUGCUUUUGGAUCGGCCGCGUAUUCCGCUGCUGGGUUCUUUGGUUACCUGGCGAUGGUUCUAUACGGCUUCGACGCAUUUCUGAAAGGUCGGGCCAUAAAGGCUGGGGAGCUCGCACAGGGCUCUUUCGUGCUCACCAAACAGACACAUGUCACCACUCCACCUGCGCUGCCCUAACACGUGACGUCACCACGGUAUGACCACUACUCAAACACCAGAUGCUCAAACACGUAGCAAUUGAUACUAAGAUCAAACUGUAAUUUUUUUGUUAAAAAUGUUCUUUGUAAUUCUACGUAAUUUGUAAAUAUAAUGAAUUUUAAUUUACGAAUUUCAAAGGCAAAAGUUAAUAGACACGCCCGUUCUACCUUAGACAAUAGUUACCAUCGGGUAUAAUUGUAUUCAAGCGUAUGUCUAUUCCAAAUUUAAAGUUAAAAAAAAAAACAUUAAGCCCUCCAUAUCAAUUAGAAGUUUCUAAAAAUGUGAAAUUACACCUUUUUCCAUCUAAUUAUUUCGUUGCAAUUAUUUAUUUUUAUAUUAUUAGUGUAAUUUAAGUGUAAUAUGUAAGUUAUACUUAACUAAGAUUUUUAUCGUUUGUAUGUUUUUACAUGUAAGAAGUACAUAUUUCUUUAAAACUUUCUAUUUAAUUAUAUAAACUUUUCGUUAUUUAACAUCUCUUAACUUACUUUUACUUAAAAUGUAUACUGAAAGUGUUUUGAUCAAGUAUAGUGGAGUGUUUCCAUGUGAGUAAAUAAGUAAGUAAUUGACAAUAUCUAUGUUUGUAAUUUUGCAGAUAAUCACUAACAAUUAUACAACAGUGUAUACAUUUCUACUGACAGUUUAAUGUCAGUGCAGAUUUGAUAUCAUCCAUUUAUUUUGCGAAGACGCAACUUUGUAUACUUAUAAGAUGUGUCACAGACUAUUUUUUUAAAUACUUUACAGAAUUUCAGCAUUUAAUUUUGUAUUACUAUAUUUUAUCAUCUAUUUAAUUCUUUUUUUUUUCUGAUAAAUAUUUUUUUCUAGUCUUCCAAGUAAGAUAUAUAAUUAUAUGCACCGAAAUUAGAAAAACUAUAAACCUGCGGUCGCAAUGAGAUAAGUAUGAUGUAGGAUGAUCGUUUUUUAAAUGAUUUAUGUAAAUAAUAUUUUGUACACACAAUAUUCUUAAAGGUAUUUAAUAUCGUUAUAAUAGCAAAAAAUAUAUCGUAAAGCAAUUAAUGUAUUUGAUUUGUUUUAUAUAUAUUUUGAAUAAUGUUUAAUUCGGAAAAAUAUCAUUUAUUACAUAUUUUGUAAUAGCAAUACCAGCCUACUAAGUGCUACCCACUACAAACUAGUUUUUUUUUUUUUGUAUUGAGGUCAUAAAUGUAUUAAUUUUAUAUAUAAUGAAAAGCAAAGAUUAGUUUUAAGAAUAAGUAAUUUAAUGUGUCUUUAAAUUAAACCCACCCAUUGUUUGAUAUAUUUGCACUCAAAAUAAUCUUUAACAUGCCACACUAUGUAUUGUUUAUGGUUGAAAGAAAAGAAUGUUGCUUGCACAUGAUAUAAGGUAAUGAAAUGAGUUGGUCUUGCCAGAAAUUCUGAUGACCAGAUAAUCCAAUUUACAGUGUCUGCACAUAAUGUACUUAAUUAUAAGCAUAUGAGUUAACGGCCUUACAUAAAUAAGGGUGAUUAGUUAAACAGUGCUGUCUUUUUAAAGUUAUACUUCUUUUAGCGCGUUAUAAAAUAAGAUGAAAUGGAUAUUUUGCGAUGCACAGAAAUAUGAUUUAGUUGCUCAUUGAACCGCCAAUUAAGUCAAGUCAAGUAGCUCGAAAUAGGCAACUUCGCACCUUAUGUUUAUUUACAAAUUUAAAUUAUGACCGUUUAAAUUUGUAAGUGAGUCUUAUACUAGUGAUUAUUAGAGACAAAAUUAUAUUUAUCAUAUGAAUAAUUAUUAUUUCAUUAAAAUUAAUUAUUUGCCUCCAAUUAAAAAUAUUUAUUUAAUUUUGAUAUAGAAGUAGAACUUGUCACAUGCGUACAUAAGUACGUAAAUGUUACCCUUUUUUUAAAUGUCAAAUCAAUAAGGACAAAAAGGGAGGUGGUUAACUAAUCACACUAAACAGUGUGUAGGCUAUCAGUGUUGAACGCUAAACUUUGUUACUGUUAACAAAUAUAGUAUAGGAAAUUUGUACACAUAUAUUCGCAUAUAAAUUUUAAUCUUGUAUAAAUAAAUGUAAUUAUUUAAGAUAUUAUCUCCGUCCUCAGCAUCACUUGCUCACGCUUGUGUCAAAUGUUCAAUGUAUUUUUCUAAUUACGCUUAAUAUUUUAAAAGCAAUGUAUUGUAUUUAAUUUAUAUAAAUGAUGAUUCGAAGCUUAGGGCUAUAAAUGUCGUUAUUAGGAUUUAUCAUAUAAUGAGGUAUAGUAUAAGUCCAGUCAAUACGUCGGAAAAAUGGCAUAUACAUGCAAUUGAUCCAAGAAGGAUUCUCAAGAACGAAGGAAGACGGAUACUGUGUCUUUUUUAUGACGCCAAAUAUUUUUCAACAAAAGGUUUUAUAAGAAGCACGAAAUUACAUCGCAGGUAUUAACAUGCUUUUUCUAGAUUGUGUUGAUGUAUCACAAAAAAGACGGCGAAAAACAAUCACUUACUUUUGUACUUCUUCAUUCGAUAUCUCAACAAUGAUUAACGAUAAGUAAAAAAUGUAUAUGGCCUACAUUUUAGAGCUUAAUAAAAGCCACGAAAAGGUAUAAAAAUCCAAUCAUCGUAUUAUGACGGAAGUUGAGUUAUCGCGGUAUAACAAAAAAUACCAUCUAUUUAAAAAUGGCGGAGAUAUUUGGGUCGACAAUUUCAAUGUUUAAAGCAUUAAAGCUAUAUUCUAUAUAUAUUGACUAACUGACAGUUAACAUUCGUGGAAAUUGCAUUUUAAAAUGCUUAUAUUGACUGGACUAUAUUUUUUAUUGAGGGGUUUGUAAAAAAAUCAAUAAGUUUUUGAGAUUUAUAAACGAUGUAUAAAAUAUAAUAUUGGAGUACACAAACAGCAAUGUAAGAAAAAUGUCAUGUAGGCCUGUGCAACAUGCCAAAUUUAUAGGUAGUUAUUUAUUAGUUUGUUAAAUAAAACUAUUUGUAAUUUU